Molecule: messenger RNA, 3804 nt
Organism: Acanthopagrus latus (yellowfin seabream)
Lineage: Eukaryota; Metazoa; Chordata; Actinopteri; Spariformes; Sparidae
Product: zinc finger and BTB domain-containing protein 49-like
Exons: 3
Coding region: 1899-3221 (440 amino acids)
Cellular component (GO): nucleus
Source: RefSeq, a predicted model, not a curated record
AACAUUUCAACAGACAUCAUUUUAGAAACCACAAAAAUACACAAAGCACGACAUUUGAAGACUUGAAGGCUGAACACUUAAGUAAAUACAAUGACAUUUCACAAUGACAGCAACAUUUAGAAGAAAAAAAAUCACAAAACAUUUCAGAGAACACAACAAUUCACAAAAGAACAUUUCCAUUUCACUGAAUAUGACAUUUAAUAAGACAGCAACAUUUCAGAAAUCACAUAUUAGAAAAGGUUUUUGAAAUGUUUCAUUGUUUUCUGACGUACUUGUGAAAUGUUGUGUGUACAUGAGUGAUCGCAGUGGAGUGAGGAGUCUGCAAAGAGCCUAAAGGUCAACAGCGCUGCCCUGGUUUUGUUAAAUGACUAAUAACUGGACCUUUAGAACUUUAAGUGCCGAGUCCAUGACAUGUUAGUUCAUUGCUAAUAAAGGUGUGACAUCAGUACUGUCACUACGGUUACUUACAGGUGAAUACACCUUGAGUUAAGAGUUAAGAUGCUGUUCAACAGAUUUUAAUGGAUGUCUGACAGCCAAUCAGAAGUGAGGAUUUUCUGUUGCGAGGGGAAGAUUUGAAACUGAACAAACGGCCCAGUUAUCAACGAGCCAGCACAUCAGUCCAACAUUGUCUUCGCUGUUUGUUUCCAGUCCAAACAAUAGCAGCACACAUGAUGAAUGCUGCUCACCAUUCACUCAGCAGAAAAACAGCUUUUCAGUGUGUACACAAAAGAAACCAUUCAUAACACACACACACACACACACACACAGGCCUGUUGAAUUCAUUGACAUUAGUUUUGAAUCAUCUUCAACUCAGUAUUACAUUCCGAGCUGCAGAAGUUGUGUGCUGAAUCUUAACAGUGAACACUGCAGCAAACAAACAACCAAAGUCUUCAAUUUAAGAAUUCAAGUUUGCUGCUUCCUUAAAUUUUGUUCAUGUGUAUAAAUAUGAUUAUCUUUCUUAUUCUUGGUUGAAUCUGCCUGUUUAUCUAUUUACAACCAUUCUUUAAAAACCUGUCAGUGUUUGAUUUGAAUUUAUUGAUGUCUUUAUUAUAUCAUAAAAUUUUCACAUGUAUUAUAGUUAUCUAAGUUUAUUUUUAUUUAUGUAUUUAUCCUAUUAAUCUCUUUUUAAUGAUUGUAUUUGUUAUCUACAUAGUUAUUUUCAAUUGUCUUCUUUAUCCUCCUGUUUUUUGUUUGGGUUUUUUUUUUUUUUUUUUUUAAAUUGGUAUCCUGAGUCCUAUAGGAUUCUGACAGGGAUUUCAAGUAGGAAAUGCUCUUUAUAGGAAUACAAAUCUCAGAGGAUAAAUGUGGUUGGGCUUCAUCCUUUAGGAAUCCUGCAGAAUAAUGUCAAACAGGAAAAAAUAAUAAAUAUGGUACAAGCAGGUAGACACACCAAUAAAUGAGUCAACUUACUCAGAUAUAUUACAUCAGUCCAAAAAUGAUUACAGAACUAAAAUUAAUCACGAAAUGAAGAAAAUAACCUCCCUGUUGACCAGGGGAGAGGUCAGGAAGGAUUUUACAGCAUAUGUAUUUUAUUCAGUUGUAAUGUUUGUAUCCCUUCAUUUUUCACUAGUCUGUUCUGUUCUUUAUCCACUUGUUUAUGUCUCUGUCUAGCUCGUGUUUAUUUCUGUGAUUGCCAGUCGUCACAACUAAUAAUCGUCAACAAUAACACAGGCUCUUAUUUUGAAGUCAACUUUGUUAUUCCGGAAGUGCGAGCCGGCCGGAAGUAGAACGUCCCAUCUUCUUCUUCUUUGUAAUCAGUGACGGGUUCCCUCAGAUCCAAACAGACCCCUCAACUGCUCCUUCACCGACAUUAACGGCCGUCUCAGAGCCGGUUGGAGCGUCGUGCUGUCCGGUAGGGACGGGUUUCGGUCCGGGCGGGUCCCCCCUCGAGCCUCGGGAUGGCCGUGUUAAGCAGCAAAGCGCUCCACGAGCAGCUGUCCAUCAUCAUGGGCGCGCUGACCAAAGCGGCGGUGGCGGAGAUCUGCGAGGUGGUGGACGAAGGCUACGCCGUGCUGCAUAUGGAGAUCACCCGGAGCCACAAGGAGAACGAGGACCUGAAGAAGAAGCUGCACCUCAUCGAGUCCAUCGUGGUCCGGGGGGGCAGCGGGGGGAAGGCUCCGGUGGUCGCAGCCGCCGCGGAGAGCGCGCAGCAGCAGCCGGAAACACAGCAGCAGCAGCGGGACAGCGACGGAGGAGACACCGCUGCUGCUCCCGGAGGAGACGGAGGAGCUGACGUGACUGUGGUGGUGCGAGAGGAGCUUCCAGACGUGGUGCUGAUUAAAGAUGAAGACUCGGACAGUAACGACACCUUUGAUGAAGGUAACAAAACAGCUGCUGACGGAGGGACGGCCACAUCAGCCCCCAGCAGCCGGAGCAGGAAGAGACACUGGCCAGGAAGCGAAGCGGCUGACAGGAGUUUGUCUUCUGAGCAGCUCAGACUGAAAGCAGGGACGCCGAAGAAGAGCCUGUCCGUCUUCACUCUGGACUCUCCCCGCAGCGAGCCGGGCCGCUCCGGACAGCUUGGCGUCGAUGAAAUAGACGCUGGCGAGUCGGUUUGUUCGUACUCCUCGCAGAUGGACACGGACGUCCAGCUGGUCCACCAGGAGUGCUCGCUGGUCCCUCCCAGCGCCAACAGACGAACAGCUUAUUUUGGUAACGGCGCUCUGAUGGAGUCUCAGUCUCCAACAAACAGAGCAGAACUGGAUCUCAGCCUGACAUGGACCAAACAGUCUAAAAGUCAGAUGACUUUCGCUCAGUUUCACCAGAACGAGAACACAGACGGCGAUGCUUUCGGGAUCAAACUGGUCAGUGUCUCGGGCUCAACGUCCACAGACUCUCAGCUGUCUGAAAGCAGCAACUCUGCAUUUGAGUAUGACAACGCUGACAUGAUGAACUUCGCCCUCUACAGGGAUCAAUCAGGUCACUCUCAGACGAGUGGCGGCUCGCGAGGGAAGCGUUUCAUAUGCUCGAUCUGCAGCAGGACUUAUGCCACCUCUCAGAACCUGGAGGUCCACAUGCGGAUCCACACGGGCGAGAGGCCGUUCAGCUGCGACCAGUGCGGAAAGAAGUUCACCCAGUCAGCUCACCUGAAGUCGCACCUGAGCGUUCACUCGGGAGAGCGGCCAUACGCCUGCACGCUCUGCUCCAGGAGCUUCAUCGUCAAAUACAGCCUCAAGUUACACAUGAAGAAAUGCCACCCCAACGUCCUGACCGCUGACUGACCGUGUGGAGGUCUCACUCCAGACUCUACUGCUGUAUAAAUAAUAUCCAGAACAUUUCUGAGGGAGUUAGUUUUGGCACAGAGGACAAGUUAAGUUCUAAGGUUUUAAGAUGUGUGUUGGAGAAUGAGUCUUACUUUGAGCGACAGCAGCAAAAUGAGUUUAUCGAAGGUUAACGUUGUCUUAAAAUUGUCUGGAAGCAAAAAUGACAGAUUUGAUGAUUCUAGCUUCUCAAAUUCAAUCAUUUGCUGCUGUUCUUUUCUAACAUUAUACUGACUUAUAGUGAUUAUCUCUGACUUUUUUGUUGAUCAAACAAAACAAGACGUCUGAGGAUGUUACCUCCACCGAUGACGGGCAUCUCAAAUCUCUCUGUGUUUGAGAUUUGAGCAGCUUGUCACGACAGAGACGCCUAAUUUUAGAAUAAAACCUAAAAGUUGCUAAUGAGCCUCUGCUUCUAAAAUGUAUAAAGUGUACAAGUCCAAAAACAUUUAAUAAUACUCAUAAAUUAUGUUAAAAGCAAAAUACUUAUGAGUCACAUACAGUUUGUUUGUGUGUCAUUCUUGAUUAAUAAAACAUUCUAAAAUCA